This is a messenger RNA of Penicillium brevicompactum, 567 nucleotides long. RefSeq lists its product as uncharacterized. The record is from RefSeq and is a predicted model, not a curated record. The coding region runs from base 1 to 567 and encodes 188 amino acids. The transcript has 3 exons. NCBI's taxonomy places the organism in Eukaryota, Fungi, Ascomycota, Eurotiomycetes, Eurotiales, Aspergillaceae.
AUGAGAACCUCCACAAUUAUCAGUCUCUUCGCGGUCGCUGCUGUUGCCAGCGCUAUUCCAGUCAAGCGAGAUGACCAUGUUGAGAUCACCUUCAUCGGCGCAGCAGAUGCCCAAUUCACUCAAAGCUUCCCGAGCGAUGGGUCCGCUGUCUCUAUCACCAACCCGCUGAGCAUCUCGAAGAUCUCCUCUGGUGUGAAUGGCUUCCAGUGUACCUUCGAUGGUAUCGACCACAGCGUCACAACCGUCAGCGGAGCUGAGACAGUAGACGUUGGCCCACCGCAGACCCAGUUGACAGGCUCCUGCACACCUGUCAAUGACCACCCUGCCAGAGGACUGGCCUGGGUUACCUUCAUUGGUGCUGCCGAUGCUCAGUUUAGCCAGGGCUUCCCCACUGACGGUGAAUGGGUUCAGAUUACCAACCCCUUGAGUAUUUCACACAUUCAAUCGGAUGCCGCAGGUGUCACUUGCGUUUUCAAUGGUAUUGAUAAGAGCGUCACUACCGUCAGUGGUGGUUUGGUCGAUGUUGGGCCUCCUCAGACCCAAAUCUCGGGAUCCUGCCAUUUUUAA